Molecule: messenger RNA, 1219 nt
Organism: Zophobas morio
Lineage: Eukaryota; Metazoa; Arthropoda; Insecta; Coleoptera; Tenebrionidae
Product: dual oxidase maturation factor 1-like
Exons: 5
Coding region: 34-1170 (378 amino acids)
Biological process (GO): protein transport
Cellular component (GO): endoplasmic reticulum membrane
Source: RefSeq, a predicted model, not a curated record
UUGACACACCAGUAUUUAACACACUUCACUAAAAUGUGGUUCGACUUUGCAAGACAAGAGCGUUUUCCAACGCAAUAUCCCCCUAAUGAAACGGCCGUUACGGUCGACGUUUUGGAAGCGGGAUUCAUUGCAGCUUUUAUUAUCCUUGUGAUUGCGUUCUUCAUUUCGAUACCGACGUCGCUCAUAAAACAGACGACGGCCCGAUAUGUAAGGAUAACUCUUAUGAUGCUAAUUGGUCUAUUUCUUUUGCUGGGGAAUUUCGGCCAAGAAUGGGAAGUCGGCCACAUCCGCUCUCGCACUCCGUAUAAAGCCGGCUCAGGCGCCGAAAUCAACGCGUCCAUAGGAGUAAAAAUCGGCCUCCGAAGCGUGAACGUCACCCUCAAGGCGACAGAAAUCCCUGCCAUCCUCCAACACGAAAAAAUCGACUACAACGAAAGAUUCGAGUGGACGUGGGACCAGGGUCGCUUCGGUUUUGGUCCAUUUGCUGGCCACCUUCAACAGGAAUUUCGCGCCGCUCAAUACCGGGGACUCCCGACACCUAUUUUGUGGGUCGUAGAUUAUUUCGUCAUAGAUGGGGAAGGUUUUAGGUUUGGAAGGUUCUACAGAACUGCUGGGUGGUACUGCCAUGUGGCUUUGUGGUGUGCCUUCGCCUGCUGGUUGUUGUCUUUGAUCCUCUUCAGAUCCGUUAUUUUAUAUGGAGCUUACUGCAUAGGAAUCUGCGGGCUCUUGCAGUUGUUGGCAAAUUUAUUGUGGUUGGUCAUCCGAAAUCCAAAUCCGCUGCUAAUUCCGUUCGAAGAUGCGACAAUUAAAACUACGUUUGGGGCUAGUUAUUGGUUGACGUUUUCAUCAGGAAUUAUAUGCCUCGUUGUAGCCACUGCAGUUAUAUUAAUCGACUCGAAGUUUAAUACGUACCUUUAUACCUUCUUUGGUGUUGAUCCACUGAACAGCUAUGAUGAAGUAGUCUACUUAACCAAAAAUGAAGAACUGCAGCUGCGACAGAAGAAAAGUACCAAUGAUAUGCCUCUAGUGGAAAUGACACCGUCGUCAACGCAAAUGCAGGAAGAAGAAGAUGCCGAGUAUGUUCCAUAUUAUGUUAAACGGAAGACAACAGCUUUUGCACCUCCGGUCAUUAGAAGCAACAAGCCCAAACAUCUGAUGAAUAUGCAUUAAAAUUCUGUUUUAUCUAAAGAUUAAUAAAAACUCGAAUUUUUUUUAGAAA